AUGUUCUUCGGCUACCAGCGAACGGUAAUGCCCAGCUGCGGCUGCUUCAUCUGGGUCGAGCAUGCCCGCAAGUACCUCCCCCAGGUCCAGGUCAAAGCCCACACCACCAUCCUCGCCACCACAUCCCGCACAAACCUCACCCAGACCUUUGUGAACCCCGACAAGACCAACGCCAUCGAUGAGCUUCGGUACAUCUUUCCGCUCUACGAUGGAGUUUCUGUUGUCGCCUUUACCUGCACAGUCGGCUCCCGCGUCAUCAAAGGCGUAGUCAAGGAGCGCGAAAAGGCUAAGCAGGUAUACGAAGAGGCCAAGGCACAAGGAGAGAUCGCCGGUUUGCUGGAGCAGUCGCUCGAGUCUGCUGAUGUUUUCACAACCACCAUCGGAAAUGUCCCAGCCGGUGAGAAGAUCCAGGUGGACAUCACCUACCUUGGUGAGCUCAAGCAUGACGCCGAGGUUGACGGUGUCCGAUUCACUAUUCCCACGCACAUUGUCCCUCGAUAUGGAACAGCCUUGAGCCUUGGAGAUGGCUCAAAUGUCAUCAGAGAUGAAGGAAUCGCCUUCAGUAUUGACGCCGAGAUGCCUCAAGGCUCCUCUAUCAAGUCUAUCCAGUCACCAUCCCACCCCAUCUCGGUCAACAUCGGCACCACAUCCACGACUGAGUCUGAGGAGCCAUCUCUCCGUCGAGCCUCUGCCACACUUCAACAGAACGCUACCUUUUUGGAAAAGGACUUUAUUGUUCAGGUUGUCGCCACAAACAUCGGAGAGCCUUCGGCAAUCCUCGAGACUCAUCCCACCAUUCCCAACCAGCGUGCCCUCAUGACGACCCUUGUCCCCAAGUUCAAGCUCCCUUCUGAGAAGCCCGAGAUUGUCUUUAUUUGCGAUCGCAGCGGAAGCAUGGGCGGCACCAUUCCCGACCUCAAGGCUGCACUCGAGAUCUUUCUCAAGUCUCUUCCCGUUGGUGUCAAGUUCAACAUUUGCAGCUUCGGUUCUCAUUUCAGCUUUCUCUGGGACAGGUCCCAGACUUACAGCAAGGACAGUCUCGACAAGGCUUUGCGCCACAUCAAGUCUUUCGAUGCCGACUUUGGUGGUACCGAGAUGUACAGGCCUGUUGAGGCUACCUUCAAGAAGCGCUACACCGACAUGAACCUCGAGAUCUUCCUGCUAACUGACGGUGCCAUCUAUGACCAGGACAGCCUGUUUGAGCUCAUCAACCGUAAUGUGGCUGAGAGCAAGGGCUCCGUCAGAGUAUUUUCUCUCGGUAUUGGAUCCGGCGCCAGUACCUCUCUGGUUGAGGGCGUCGCCCGGGCUGGUAAUGGCUUUGCUCAGACUGUCGGCCAUGGCGAGAAGAUGGACAAGAAGGUCAUUCGCAUGCUCAAGGGAGCUCUGUUUCCUCACAUUACCGACUACUCUCUCGAGAUCAAGUACGAAAAGGCAGACACCUCGACCGACGACGAAGACGAGUUCGAGUUGGUCGAGAAGAUCAGUGAUGGCCUCAAGAUUGAUGUUCAGGAGGUUGAGGCUGCGGAGAAGACCAGCGAGUCCAAGCAGCCCAUCUCUCUAUUUGAUCGCUCAGUUGACGACGACAACGACACCGCUAUGACCGAUGCGCCCGACGUCGACUCCAAGUACGAUCAUCUCCCUGCUGUCCCCAUUCCUCGCUACCUCCAGACCCCAGGCGAGAUUCCUCCUCUUUUCCCAUUCAACCGCACGACCGUCUACGUGCUCCUCUCCGAUGCCACACCUGACCAGCGACCCAAGUCGGUCCUCCUCAAGGGCACAUCUCGCCACGGUCCCCUUGAGCUGGAGAUCCCAAUCACCACCCUCGCCGAGAAGGACUCGGUCAUUCACCGUCUUGCGGCUCGCAAGGAGGUCAAGGAGCUAGAAGAGGGCCGCGGAUGGAUCACCCAUGCCAAGGAUGGCAGCGGUAAGCUCUUCAAGGAGAAGCACGAGGGUCACUUCUCGGAUCUCGUCGAGCGAGAGGCUGUUCGCCUGGGUGUCACCUACCAAGUCGGUGGCAAGUGGUGUUCAUUCGUCGCUGUCGAGGAAAAGGACGGGGAGAAGAAGCACGACGCUCCUCCUUCAUACCAGGACUAUGGCAAGACUGCUGGAUAUGCCACGAUGCAACCCCAAAAGGCUUUCUAUGGCCGUGGUGCCCCAAUGGGUGUGAACGUGUGCUUGGAAUCCGCAAACAUGUCUGCCCGGAAGUCCAAGAAGAUGGGCGUUCCUGGAGCAAAUAUGUUCAGGUCCAUGGGAUCCAUGGUCAAGUCGGCUGCUCCAUCAAGGUCCAGGACCGACGCCGGCUCCACGAGCGGUGGAGGCCUAUUUGGAGGCGGAGGUGGUCGCCUGGGCGGGCUGUUUGGCAGGAAGAGCAGCUCCGAUAGCAGCUCAGGAGGACUCUUUGGAAGCUCUGCAGUCCCGGCUGCAGCACCUCAGGCGGUAAGCUUCGAAAAGCUUGCACCCUCCAGCACGGGAGGACUCUUUGGGAGCGCCCAAGGUGGUGACCAGGCAAAGCCUGCUGCUUUUGGGUCCUCCAGCUUUGAGGGUGGCUUUGGAAACACUGGAGCAACUUACAACAGAAGCAGCAGCCUGUUUGGCAGUGCUCCACCUCCUGCAGCACCCGCGGCACCUGGAGGUGCUCUUUUCGGGGCCCCCCAACAACAUUCCAGCUCUCCCUUUGGCCAACCUCAGGGAGCAGCUCGAGGUGGCCUAUUUGGUAGCCCUCAGCCACCAAUCUAUGCUGCGCCAGCACUGGCACCUCCAGAAAAGCCUGUCGACGAUGCCACUCUUGCACAAUACCAGAAGGAGAUGGCAGAGGCAGCAUGCAUGCCGCUGCCUGACGAACUCGAGGAGGAUGACGACUUGGGCUCCUCUGCCCCUCCUCCUCCCCCUCCUGCCCCUGCUUUCAAUGCUGAAACUGCUCUCAAGACUCUCAUUACGCUACAGACCUUCUCUGGCAGCUGGUCUUGGAGCCGAGAGCUUGAGGGUGUGCUGGGUGUGAAGGCCAAGGAUCUGACGAAGAUGACCCUGCCUACCGCUGUGGCGAACCACAAGCAGAAGGACGAUAUUGUUGCUACUGCCUGUGCUGUUGUGUUCUUCAAGAGCAAGCUCAAGAGUGAGGAGGAUACUUGGGAGAUGCUCGUUGAGAAGGCUGAGGGAUGGUUGGUGGAUGAGAUUGGGGAGGAUGCUGCAAAGGAGCUGAUGGAUGCUAUUCGAAAGUUCUAG
This is a messenger RNA of Fusarium keratoplasticum, 3222 nucleotides long. RefSeq lists its product as uncharacterized. The transcript has a single exon. Lineage: Eukaryota; Fungi; Ascomycota; Sordariomycetes; Hypocreales; Nectriaceae. The record is from RefSeq and is a predicted model, not a curated record. The coding region runs from base 1 to 3222 and encodes 1073 amino acids.